AUGGACUGGGUGCCGUUAACUUUUCUUACGGAACUGCUUGCACAAUUCAAAGUGGAUCAUGCAAGGUUUGCAUAUUUGCUAUUGAAGCCUUCUUGGGGUGAUGGGGAUUACACAAGCAAAGGGACUCUAAUUUUAGAAGUAAUAGAUGAUGAAAUUGAAGAAGGUGAUAAAGAAAAGUUUGAGAGCAACAACGGGGAAGAUCAUGAACAUGAUGACGAAGGGAUAGAAGAUAAGCAUCAUAUAGUUUGUGCUGUUGAAAGCUUUUAUCCUCAGAGAGGUGGCAAAGUUCUUUCUCAAACUUCAUAUCUACCUCAAUCUCAAGAUCCAGCCUGCUCAUAUGAAUGCACACAAGAAGAUGAAUAUUCAACAAGUGAUGAUAAUGCUGAAGUUCAAAAUGCUUUUGAUGAAUUCAUUGCUCAGAAUAAUCUUUGUGAGUCUCAAGCUUUAUCCAAUGGAGGUAGCAAUGCAGUAGCAGCUAUAGAAGAAGCAGAUAAUAGACAAGCCAAUAAGCCUCCAUUUCAUGAACCAGACUGCUCUUGUCAAUGCAUACAAGAAGAUCAAUCUUCAACCAAUGAUGAUGAUACUGAAGUUCCCAAUGCCUUUUGUGUUCAUUGCUCAGGACAACAUAUGAAGGAACUAGAAGAAGAGAGAAGUGCCUCUGCAAUAGCUGCUAACCAGACAAUGACAAUGAUUACCAGGCGGCAGGAAGAAAAAGCAGCAAUGCAAAUGGAAGCAUUGCAGUGCCAAAGAAUGAUGGAAGAGCAAUCAGAGUAUGAUCCGGAAGCUUUGCAGAUUUUGAAUGAUUUAAUGAUGAAAAGAGAGAAAGAGAAGCAAGAACUUGAAAUGGAAUUGGAAGAGCACAGGAAAAAGAUACUGGACUAUGAAGGAAAAGAGAAAUUGAGGGUGUUGAGAAGAAAAGAUGGAAUUGAUGAAGACAAUGGCAUCUUCAACCAUGAGGAAAGCAGCCACAACAAUUUAAGUGCUGAUACAGUUUCAAAUUUGGAGGAGAUGGCAAUAGACUGUGCAAAGUAUAUAAGUGUUGUUGAUAAUUCAUUGGCAGAAUUUGAGGAAGAUAAGGUGUCCAUUCUAGAUGAGUUCAAAGCAUUGAGGGAAAAACUUAUCGCAGUGGUGAUAUAA
Messenger RNA from Gastrolobium bilobum, 1137 nucleotides. Its product is annotated as myosin-binding protein 3-like. Lineage: Eukaryota; Viridiplantae; Streptophyta; Magnoliopsida; Fabales; Fabaceae. Bases 1 to 1137 code for a protein of 378 amino acids. Gene Ontology annotation, molecular function: myosin binding. The transcript has 6 exons. The record is from RefSeq and is a predicted model, not a curated record.